AAACGCGCAAAUGGUCUUGUGAGGAGGUCAUCUCAGCUGCUGAAUGAGCAAAAUUCCGCAGAGGCAACUGCUUAGCAACAGAAGGCUGCACAGCGAGCAACAGGGAAGCUGCGGAAGUGGACGGAACGAAAUUUAAUUAAAAGGGACUGGGGCAUUGCAAGAGCUCAUCACCAGAGCGAGAUUGUUGAAUCUCGCCCACCAGAAGGGUAUCCUUUCCACCUGACUUCGUCGGGGCAUGAUGUCGGGAGGGCGUAUACAAGUGGAGAGGCGGACCGAUGCACAGUCUCAAGGCGUUGUUGUGAUUACGAUAAACAGACCUGAGGCAUUGAAUUCCCUCACCAGGGAGAUGAUUGUUGACUUAGCACGGGUCUUUGCUGAACUUUCAGAGGAUCCUUCCGUGCGUGUGGUCUGCCUCACUGGAGCUGGGAGAGCAUUCUGCGCAGGUGUUGAUUUAACGGCAGCAAGCUCGGUCUUUCAAGGAAAUGCCUUUGACAACGAGCACGAGAGUCCCGUUGCUCAGAUGGCCAAGUGUUCUUUUCCAAUCAUUGGAGUGAUUAAUGGUGCUGCAGUCACGGCAGGCCUCGAGCUAGCUUUGGCAUGCGAUAUCCUCAUCGCGAGUACGAAGGCCCGUUUCGCAGACACGCAUUGCGUGUUUGGAAUUGCGCCAGGUUGGGGGCUUUCGCAGAAGCUUCCUCGUAUGAUCGCCGCAAACCGCGCCCGAGAUUUCUCUUUCUCUGGAAAGUUCAUUACGGGGGAGACGGCAGAGAAGUGGGGGCUUGUUAGCCAAGUGGUGGAGCCUGAGCGCCUCAUGGCAGUGGCUAUCGCCUUUGCAUCCACCAUAGCCAAGAAUCAUCAGAAGAUGGUGAAGCACUACAAGCGUGUUCUCAAUGAUGGACUAGGAAUGCCUUUGAAGGAGGCGCUUCAGAUGGAGCAGAAUCGUGCACAAGAAUACUACGCGACUAUGGGUCCCGAUGCAUUCGAGAAAAUGAAAAAAUUUAUUGCGUCGAGGUCUGCGGCCGCAGAGAAGGAGACGAAGAAGCCAAGUCCGGCGAAGGACUCGUCCCGUCCACCCAGGUCGCGGAUGUGAGUGACUUCUGCCCCCCAGUGUUGCUCUUUCAGAAUUGCCACACACAUUUGCCGCAUGCGUAAGAGUCGGGAGUCUCGGGGCGAAGAGCAGUUCUUUUUUUUUAAUUCAUACUGCCAUGCUGUUUGUUUCCUUCACUUGUCCACAAUUCCUGUCCUUAUUCAUACUGUUCAUUUCCUUCACUUGUCUGGUGGAACAGAUGGGAGAGCGGGGAGAGAGAAAAUUUUGUCCACACAAUUGUCAUCAAUUCAUAAUCAACAUUUUUUUUCGAACAAGGGACGAGGAAUUCGGUCGCUGACGUCAUCUGCCGAAGCCACCUUCUCCCAAAUGCAUCACCUGACGAAGAAUGAUGGGAGUACUGCCCGUUUUCGGGGUUUAGGGUUUGAAGGCACAUGACAAAUAUUAUAACGCUGUAUCGAUCACUGCGAACAUAGUUAAGCUACAGAGCUGUGAUUACUUGCUGGUUCUUCUCCGAUCUCGUCGGAUCUUCAUCUAUUCAGAUCUUAUCAAUCAGAUCUUGUCCUAUCGUACACUUUGUCUGAACUCUGUCCUCUUCAGCCAAAACUAGUGAUUGUCAAUAGUGGCCAGCUGCUGGCUGCCCAAUGUAGGUAUGGCCAAUCACACACGUGUUUCAUGCAAGACUGAACCAAAUGUAGGUAUCGCCAUCGCCAAUCAAACAAGCAUGUCAUGCAAGACUUAACCAAAUGGAUAUCCAAUUCGCUGGUCAUCAUCAGUUGGAGGAAAUUCAGCGAAGCGCUCAUCUCAUCGUCAAGGGAAUGUCAUGAAGCAAUCGCCAUACUGGCCAGCUGCUGGCUGCCCAAUGUAGGUAUGGCCAAUCACACACGCGUUUCAUGCAAGACUGAACCAAAUGUAGGUAUCGCCAUCGCCAAUCAAACAAGCAUGUCAUGCCAGACUUAACCAAAUGGAUAUCCAAUUCAGUGAUCAUCAUCGGUUGGAGGAAAUUCAGGGAAGCCCUCAUCUCAUCGUCGAGGGAAUGUCAUGAAGCAAUCGCCAUCUAUUCCAGGACCUUCUGAUUCAGCACUCUAAUGUAGUUUGGCGCGCUCUGUAAUUGAUUAUGCUCAGGACUCAGGAGGUGUGCAGGUGGCGCUCGUUUGCCAAUUGCAG
Molecule: messenger RNA, 2209 nt
Organism: Chara braunii
Lineage: Eukaryota; Viridiplantae; Streptophyta; Charophyceae; Charales; Characeae
Source: the annotation of a GenBank genome assembly